GCAACCCGCGAGAGUCAGAGUGAAGGAGAGGCAGAUUGACUCCCCGCAGGGAUUCAUCAGGUUACACACAGUGCUCUUCAGAUGGCUAAAAGAGAGAAGUAAGUUGGACAACGGUGGCGAAAACACCCCGAAGUCAUCCGGCUGGCUUCUCACUUCACCAACCGCGACACAAUGGAGCAAGAAUUCGAGGAUAUCGAUUCGUCCGGGAAAUGGCAGAACCUUUACAAUGACAUCCGCAACCAAGCCAUCGAAUAUCCGUACAAAGUGGCUAAGCUUCCAAUGAACAGGAAUUUGAAUCGCUACAGAGACGUCAGCCCAUAUGAUCACAGUCGGGUAAAGCUUGAAAAUGCGGACAAUGACUACAUUAACGCGAGUUUAGUCGCUGUGAAAGAAGCCGGGAGAGCUUACAUUCUAACUCAGGGCCCUUUGAGGAAUACGUGUGGCCAUUUCUGGUUGAUGGUCUGGGAGCAAUGUUCUAAAGCUGUUAUAAUGCUCAACAGAGUGAUAGAGAAAGGAUCUGAAAAGUGUGCUCAGUACUGGCCAACUUCAGAGGAGCUGCAGAUGUCCUUCACUGAUACGGGUUUUGUUGUUCGACUGUUGUCAGAAGAGGACCAGUCCCAUUAUACAAUCAGGGUGCUAGAACUAGAGAACACAAAGACGGGGGAAUCCAGAGAAAUCUACCACUUUCACUACACCACAUGGCCUGAUUUCGGGGUGCCAGAAUCUCCCGCCUCUUUCCUCAACUUCCUCUUCAAGGUCCGGGAGUCUGGCUCCCUGGGGCCCGAACAUGGGCCCUCAGUGGUGCACUGCAGUGCUGGGAUUGGACGCUCAGGGACCUUUGCCUUGGUGGACACUUGCCUGGUCUUGAUGGACAGGAGUAAGAGCUCGUCAUCUGUGGAAAUACAGAAGGUGCUGCUGGAUAUGAGGGAAUAUCGCAUGGGCUUGAUCCAGACCCCUGACCAACUGCGCUUCUCCUACAUGUCCAUCAUCGAGGGUGCCAAGCUCAUUCUGACCUGCAACUCUGCAGAACAGAACUCACAGAUUGGCCUGUUCAGAGAAGUCAUGGAGACGGAUAUACGACCUCCAACGCCUCCGCCCAGACCUCACCUCAAUGCCAGCAGGCCCAACGGCCCCUGCUUGGAGCCACAGCCCAGCACAGGGGACCACCUCUCAUCGAGGGACUCAGAUGGCCACAGUACGCCAGAGAACGAGAACUCUGUGCAGCUGAGGAAGAGGCACCGUGAGGAGAGGAUCGCUGGCACAGCACAGAAGAUCCAGCAGAUGAAACAAAAACUGACUGAAUCAGAGAAGAAGCAGGAGAAGUGGCAGUACUGGAGGCCCGUCCUGCUCAGCGUGGGUUCUGGGGCUGCCCUGGCUCUCACCGUUUUGUGUUGGAUGUACUUCCAGUAAAAUAACUCUGGCUCUCCCUCAAAAAACUGACUCCUAUUUUGCACCGGUACCUUGGAUUAGGUACUUCUUUAAGUAGACGUAGAUGGUAACAUGUGCAUAACUGAGGGUAUUUAUUAAGGUCAAAAUGCAAGAGCACUAGAUCAAGCAAGUGUGUGUAUAUUUUUUUCUCAUAAGAUCUUAACAGAAAUAGUAACAUCUCAGGAUCUUUGUGCCAGCACAGUGAUUUUUUUUUCUUUCCUCUCGUCACUGUUCAAGAAUGUACUGUGUCAUAGAAACAUGGCUUUGAAUGGAACUUACUAAAGGUGCAGUACAUAGAAAAAAAAGAAAAUCAGACAAGUUUAUUUUUGCAUUCUUUAUUUGUAAUGAUCAAAUGUAUGUUUAUCAUCUUUGGAUACAUUUUUGCAUUUCAAAGUCAUUGUUACUGACUGUUGAUCCAACCCUUAAAAUGUAGAGCAGACCCCAGACUGAAGACGUUAACUUCGGGAUUUCUUUUUUUAAUAUCUAUGAUAAACUGCAUGUUGUCCCAAGUUUUCUACAGCGCCAUCAGUUCUUCCACUGUUAAUAAGCAGGGCAUAUCUAUUUUCUUUUUUUUUUCUCCCACACUAAGAUUAAUUUAGAUUCUUAUGUAAAUCAUACAAACUGCCAGGUUCCUUGCCACUUAUUGCAUGUAUUUACCCACUGGUUGGGUCCAAGUUUUCCUGCUGUUGAUUUUGUUGUUGAGAAAACCAAAGCGAAGCUGUUUGUGUUCAGGAGGUUAACAGCCAGGCCAGCUCAUGGAUGACUUAAGCCUUGUACUCCCAGGAUGGGGAAUGUAUUUUUUUUUUGUCUUCUUAACCCUUUGACAUAACUCACACCUGUGUUACUAAAUGAAACUACUCAUGGUA
Molecule: messenger RNA, 2294 nt
Organism: Poeciliopsis prolifica (blackstripe livebearer)
Lineage: Eukaryota; Metazoa; Chordata; Actinopteri; Cyprinodontiformes; Poeciliidae
Gene: ptpn2a
Product: protein tyrosine phosphatase non-receptor type 2a
Exons: 9
Coding region: 172-1410 (412 amino acids)
Biological process (GO): protein dephosphorylation
Molecular function (GO): protein tyrosine phosphatase activity
Source: RefSeq, a predicted model, not a curated record